Hemiscyllium ocellatum (epaulette shark) is the source of this 1789-nucleotide messenger RNA. Its product is annotated as gastrula zinc finger protein XlCGF7.1-like. The transcript has 2 exons. The record is from RefSeq and is a predicted model, not a curated record. NCBI's taxonomy places the organism in Eukaryota, Metazoa, Chordata, Chondrichthyes, Orectolobiformes, Hemiscylliidae. Gene Ontology annotation, biological process: regulation of transcription by RNA polymerase II. The coding region runs from base 548 to 1180 and encodes 210 amino acids. Gene Ontology annotation, molecular function: RNA polymerase II cis-regulatory region sequence-specific DNA binding; DNA-binding transcription factor activity.
CCGGUCAGUUUCAAAGUGAAUCUCCUUCCCUCUGGGUAACUCUUCAUCCUGGGAGGGAGACAGAGAUGGGAGGAGGGGAAACUGUUCACUUGUAGCAACUGGAGUGAAUCCAGGGAGGGAGCAGACUCCGCAAACUCAGAGUAUUUGAAAAUCUGAAGACUGAAGUUUCAAAAUCAACAGAUGAAGGACUUAUGCCCGAAACAUUGACUCUCCUGCUCCUCGGAAGCUGCCUGACCUGCUGUGCUUUUCCAGCGCCACAUUUUUUGACUGACUCUCCAGCGUCUGUAGUCCUCACUUUGAUGUCAAUGUCUGACAGUCACUCAAUCCAUCGGGACAGCAACGAUUUUUGAUUGUGAUUUCUGUGAGAGGGAUCAACGCUUUUCGGUUCAUGUUUGAAGACGUUUUCAGCAUCAGGUGGGACUGGACGAGAGACCCCACUGUUGAAGCACACUGUGUGUGGAGCCUGAAACAGUUAUACGGCCUGGGAAGGUGAUUUCACAGCAGGGAGGGGCUCUACACGUGUUUGUGAGCAGCUGAAGCUGUGGCCAUGGAGAAACCUGAGGAAUCCCACCCUGUGGAGAAACCGUGGAAGUGUGGUGACUGUGGGAAAGGCUUCCGUGUACCGUCUACCCUGGAGACUCAUUGGCGCAGUCACACCGGGGAGAGGCCAUUCCCCUGCACUGACUGUGGGAAGGCCUUUACCGACGUCUUCACCCUGCGGAGCCACCAGCGGAUCCACACCGGGGAAAGACCCUUCAGCUGCUCUGUGUGUGGGAAGGCCUUCAGCUAUUCCUUCCACCUGCGGAGCCACCGGCGCGUCCACACGGGGGAGAGGCCCUUUAGCUGCCCCGAAUGUGGGAAGGCCUUUACCCAUGUCUGCGCCUUGCGGAGCCACCUGCGUAUCCACACCGGGGAGAGGCCCUUUAGCUGCCCCGGGUGCGGGAAGGCCUUUACACAUGUCUCCUCCCUGCGGAAGCACCAGCAGAUCCACACGGGGGAGAGGCCCUUUACCUGCUCUCAGUGUGGGAAGGCCUUCAGCAUAUCUUCCUCCCUGCUGAGGCACCAGCGGAUCCACACCGGGGAGAGGCCGUUCAUUUGCUCUCAGUGCGGGAAGGGUUUCACCCGCUCCUCCCACCUGCGGAGACACCAGCGAGUUCAUGUGCCAUCACAGGGGGAUUGAAGGAGUGACGGCUGAGUCCCAUUAUCGAUUGGAAUAUCAACCCGGUUCCGGGGACUCCCGGGUUUGAAUCCCGCCACGACAGAUGGCAGAAUUGGUAUUCAGUCAGAAAUGUGGAGUUUGGAAUCUAACGAUGAGACCGUUUCAGGGAGGGGGUGGUGCAGGGGAGAAAGCCCCCAUCUGAUUCCCUCUCUCCCUUGUUAGGGAAGGGAACCGCCAUUGUGGGAAAGGAUUCACUCAGUCGUUCCAGCUGCAUCCUUUACCCGGUCUGGCCUACACGUGACUCCAGACCCACAGCAGUCUGGUUGACUCUACACUUCCCCUUCCUGGCAAAGGAGCGGGGAGAAACUUACUUGGAGACAGGGUAUGGGUUGAAAUUGCUGAGUGAGGCAAUACUUCCUCCGGGUUACGGCUGUACCAAGGAUCCAAUUACAAAGGGACAACUUAGUGCUGACCAAUCGUAAAGACAGUGGGGGUAGGGACAGGGGAGGUGUGGUGUGUGCACGUUCACCUUGAGCUGUUCUAAAAGCAACUACUUUGUCUCUGCCUUUUUGCUGGGGGGGAUCUGAAUCUGUAACAAAGUUGGGUUGCAAUAAAGGUUACCUGAACUUA